This is a messenger RNA of Cynara cardunculus var. scolymus (artichoke), 1214 nucleotides long. RefSeq names its product glycine-rich RNA-binding protein 4, mitochondrial-like. NCBI's taxonomy places the organism in Eukaryota, Viridiplantae, Streptophyta, Magnoliopsida, Asterales, Asteraceae. The transcript has 5 exons. The record is from RefSeq and is a predicted model, not a curated record. Gene Ontology annotation, molecular function: RNA binding. Bases 45 to 959 code for a protein of 304 amino acids.
AAACUGCAUAUUUAUCCCACUCAGUCUUGUCUUAUCCUGCUCUAAUGUCGUUCCAAUCAUGGGACAGCAAAUUUGUGUUCUGUCUUUCUUGUGUACCAAAUGCACCAUUUGUUGGCAAGCUCUCUUCACAUUUUUCACAAGCUGGGGGUUUUCACGUAAAUGGCAGCUCUACUUCUAGAGCAGUCUGCAUACAUCCCACUACCAACCCCACAUUCUGGUCCAUUCUCAAAAUGGCGUUUCUUGGUAGAGUUGGCAAUCUGCUUAAACAGUCAGGAAGCAAGCAUGCCAGUAUUGGAUUAUCUUCCACAAAUUCACCACUUUUUAAGGCAAUCAGAAGCAUGUCAUCUGCUAAGCUCUUUGUUGGAGGACUUUCAUAUGGAACUGAUGAAAUGGGAUUAAGAGAAGCUUUUCAGCAAUACGGGGAAGUGAUAGAUGCCAAAGUUAUCACGGAUCGUGAUUCUGGUAGGUCUCGAGGUUUUGGCUUUGUUAGUUAUACAUCAGCUGAUGCAGCUAACACUGCUCUUCAGGACAUGGAUGGCAAGGAACUCCAUGGUCGAAGGAUUAGAGUCAACUUUGCCCAAGAGAGACCUCGUCCAUCCUUCGGUGGUGGUGGUGGAUACGGCGGUGCUGGUUACGGCGGAGGUGGUGCUGGUUAUGGCGGCUACGGAGGUGCUGGUGUUGGUGGAGGCGGUUAUGGAGGAGCUGGUGGGUACAGUGGUGGGUACAGUGGUGGCGGCUAUGUAGGUGGCGGUGGGUAUAGUGGCGGUGGCUAUGGUGGCGGCAGCAUCAACAAUGCAGGUGAGUAUGGCAGCGGGAAUCAUAAUGCUGCCAGUGGGAAUGAUCCCUUUAACGGUGUUGUUGAGCAAGAACCGUUAGCUGGUGGUGGUGGUGAUGGUGAUGGCAAUCUGAACCAUCGUGAUUAUGAAGACGAUGAUUAUGCCAACACAUCCAACAAGUAAAUACCCGGAAUCCAUUUGACCAUGGGAAGUUGAAUAAACCAGUCGUUGUCAAUAUGUCGUGACUGCCGUUUAGCGGCUGUUUUCGGUUAUAUAAGUGUUACGUGGUGGAGUCGGGCAAUUUUCUGAUGGAAAGUUGCGAUGUCUUUUGCGUUUAAAUUUUGUUUACAUGGAAAAAUUAAAACGUUCGAUUGUGGUUCAAAAGUACUUGUUAUUGUAGGGUCUUUUGGAUAAUAAUCUCACUUACUUUUGCUUGCC